GCAACCACAGGAGAUUGCAAAAAAAAACACGAUAUUUGCGUUUUGUGGGCUGAGUUGUCAAAAAGUUGGCAUUUGUUCCAUUCCAUCUGUUUUAGUGUGUGUUUGGUAUAGCUGAAAUCUAUUCUAUCGUAAAUUCAAUAAAAAACUAUUAAGACGAUUUGCGUGAUGACAUAAUGGUGUAAUAGUUUUCGAUAAGUCGAGACCAAGAAGAAUACUAAUAAAAAAAUGGAUAGCAUUUUGGAUUCCCCAGCGAAGUCUAGCCCGAUGGAAGAGCCCGAGGGCUUCCCUGAGAGCGAGACAGAUUAUACAAGUAUUAGAGGAAAGAUGGUGCUGGUGAGCCCCACAUCGAACCAGUAUGAGCUGCUACAGAAAGAAAUGCUGGAGAGGCUAGAGGCAGGAAACGGUGAAAUUAUUUAUGACAUUGGCCAUGGAGAAGAUGGUCAGGGGCUCACAGAAGACGAGUACAGUGCCAGUGUGGCAACCCUGCAAUCGUUAGUGAGCGCAGAGAGAGUGUCAUGUGUGGAGCUGAGGCGUUGGGACUGCGGGUCAGGUCUCACGGGGCAGUACCUCCUGAGGACGGAAGUCGACAACACUGACUUUAUGGAGAUCAGGGUGGCGGUGGUAGGCAAUGUGGACGCGGGCAAGUCCACCCUGCUGGGAGUGCUGACGCACGGGGAGCUAGACAACGGGCGGGGGUACGCGCGGCAGCGGCUGUUCCGGCACAAGCACGAGAUGGAGAGCGGCCGGACCAGCUCCGUGGGGAAUGACAUCCUCGGCUUCGACAGCCAGGGCAACGUGGUGAACAAGCCGGACCACGGCACCCUGGACUGGGUGAAGAUCUGUGAGAAGUCGUCUAAGGUGAUCACAUUCAUCGACCUCGCGGGACACGAGCGGUACCUCAAGACCACCGUGUUCGGGAUGACGGGACAUGCGCCCGACUUCGGUAUGCUUAUGAUCGGCGCCAACGCAGGUAUAGUGGGCAUGACCAAAGAGCACCUCGGUCUAGCGCUCGCCCUCUCGGUGCCAGUGUUCGUGGUAGUGACAAAGAUAGACAUGUGUCCGCCCAACGUUCUGCAGGACAACCUCAAGUUGCUCGUGCGCAUCCUGAAGUCCUCGGGCUGCAGGAAGGUGCCCGUCAUGGUCAAGACCAAGGAUGACGUCAUAGUUAGCGCUACUAAUUUUGUUUCUCAAAGGCUAUGCCCGAUCUUCCAAGUGUCGAACGUGACGGGCGAGAACCUGGAGCUGCUGACCAUGUUCCUCAACCUACUGAAGACGCGGAUGCCCUCGCAGGAGGACAAGCCCGCGGAGUUUCAAAUCGACGACACAUACUCUGUGCCGGGCGUGGGCACAGUGGUGUCGGGCACGACGCUGGCGGGCGUGAUCCGGCUGAACGACACGCUGCUGCUGGGCCCGGACCCGCUGGGCCGCUUCGCGCCCAUCCUCGUCAAGAGCAUCCACCGCAAGCGCAUGCCCGUGCCCGAGGUCCGCGGCGGCCAGACUGCCAGCUUCGCGCUCAAGAAGAUUAAACGCUCACAAAUCCGAAAAGGCAUGGUUAUGGUGUCACCGUCUCUGAAUCCUCAAGCCUGCUGGAUCUUCGAGGGGGAGAUAUUGGUCCUGCACCACCCCACCACCAUCUCCUCGCGCUACCAGGCCAUGGUGCACUGCGGCAGCAUCCGGCAGACGGCGUCGAUAUUGUCGAUGUCGCGCGACUGUCUGCGCACGGGCGACAAGGCGCGCGUGCGCUUCCGCUUCAUCAAGCACCCGGAGUAUCUGCGCCGCGGACAGCGGAUGGUGUUCCGCGAGGGUCGCACGAAAGCGGUGGGCAACGUGCUGAGGCCGGAGCCGAUGGUGAAGGCGGCGGGCGGCACGCGGGCGAACGCGCGGACAGACCGCCGCGAGAGGAAUGACACGCCCGGGCAAGUGCUCAGCCAUGUGGAAGAGAGCGAGGUGACGGGCGCGGACUCCCCGUUCGAGGUGCAGCGCGACAAGCGCGAGGGGCGCCGCGCGCGCCCCAAGCGCCCCCACGCGCCCCACACGGCGCCCCCGCACGACAAGCCCGACCAGCCCGCCGUCGCUGCCAACUGACUCACUCGCCGACUACUGACACAAGCUACUUGUUCACGGGUGGAAUUUAAAUUGGCCGUUCUCUGUAUUUUCCGUAUCGGUGUGAAUUCUCUCUUUUACCAACAGUGUCCAAAUGUCGCUGUAAAUCUUUAAAUGGAAUCUAACUCCGCUGUUACUUUUUGUUAUGGACGAUGAAAAUUAAGGUUAUAGCAACAUUAUAUGUUAUACCUCACCGCUCCCACUCAGCAACGUUACGGUUGAAAGUGAGCUUUAAGUAGUCGUCUGUAGACAUACUUUACAUUGACAAGACGAGAGCUGACAGCGAGCAGUCGGAAAAUUUGUUGUCAAUGUAAAGUAUGUCUUCAGUGGACGCUUUAGAGCAUACUUUCAAUUAACGUCAUCUUGCCGGGUGGGAGUGGUGCGGUAUAAGUGCACACCUCAAUCCCGAUAGCGGCGAUACGAUGCUUCGAAUUAUUUUAGUAAAGUGAAAAUUCACGCCAUUUACGAUAACCACGAAAAUACUUGUUUCAAAUUCUCCCGACCGUCCUCAAGCCUAACAUCUAGAUAAAAUUUAAAUUGAACAUGUGUGCAUAAUUUUUUACUAUUUUGGCCAGAUACAAUUAUAAAAAGCUGUCAAUUUUUCAAUAUAUACCUGGCUAUAACUAAAAGGCACACGAUAAAAGUACAUAAUACUAAUUUGAUCUAGAUGAAAGUUUCACAUCUUUAAAUUACUUAGGUAUUAACACGCCACCGCCUAUACCUACUAAGUGAAAAUGAUCUGUACGAUUGUCUCGUUUGAGCGCCCAACGAAUAGUCUUCACGCUAGAUGCCGGAAUGGACGCUAUUUCUUAUUAUUUUUGUGUGAAGAGAAGUACAUUAACAAUAUAUUCGUAGUUUUAACACCUCUAAAAGAUUUCCAUAUUUUUAUCAAAAUAUUCUUGUAUCUUUACAAAUAGUAGCAUUGACUUUUUAAAAUAAUUAGGUGAUAUUUAAAAGUGACACUACUUAUAAUAUUUUGAAUAUAAUAAACUAUAUAAAUAUUAUAGCAAAAUUGUAAAAUAUAUAAAUCUUGCUGAGCAAAAAGAAGCCAAGGUAUUGGGAGUUAGGUGUUCUAUGUAACAUUAAAAGUACAUAGACAGCAAUACGAAAUGUAUGAAAACUUUAUAUUGAUAGUCUUUGUUACAAGUUGAAAUUAUUUCUACUACAGCACAAUAUUUAUUUUGCGUUUUUUAUUUUUAUUGAUGUGGUGAAGUUCCUUCACUUAAGAAAAAUUGAUUUAAAAUUAUAUGUUCAGAAAAAUUCAUUAACAUUUUGUUUUUAUUCUCUCUCCCACAUAUACUUCAUGUGGAAUUUAUUGUAUUUUUACUUUGUUAUAUUUCAAAUUAUACUUUUAUUUCUCUAUGUAUCUUAUUUUUCAUUAAGAUUUUUAUGCAGCCCCUCAUGUUUUGGUUUAGGGUUAUAAUAAUGUUUAUUCGUUAAUUUUGUGUGUAAAUUAAUUAGUUGUGAUAUGACAAUUUUAUGAUAGGAUUUGUGUGGAAUUAGUGUAUUGAUGCCCUUGGUGAAGCAUUAGCUCUGAAUUCACAAUACUUGUCAUUAGGGAGGCUAGCUGCUCUUUCCAUAUCAUUAUUCAGUAUUUCAUUACAGUACCAAUAUUAGAUUGUGAUUUUUAUAGUUUAAGUGAUAAGACAUAUUUUUAUUGAUUUGUUCAGAGUGACAGAAAUUAAACUAGCUACAAAAUAAA
Molecule: messenger RNA, 3805 nt
Organism: Plodia interpunctella (Indianmeal moth)
Lineage: Eukaryota; Metazoa; Arthropoda; Insecta; Lepidoptera; Pyralidae
Gene: GTPBP1
Product: Dgp-1
Exons: 13
Coding region: 226-2085 (619 amino acids)
Biological process (GO): translational elongation
Molecular function (GO): translation elongation factor activity; GTP binding; GTPase activity
Source: RefSeq, a predicted model, not a curated record